AUGGAGUUGUUAGGAAGGUUGUCAGUAGGGGCAGGGGGCAGCAAAGGGGACAGCAGUGGCGAUCUGGGCGCGCCUCUGGUCUCCGCGCCCUUCCCCAAGGCGUCUGAUCCGGCGCCAGUGGUGGUGAGUGCGAGAGGGGGACCGUAUGGGGGGUUCUCUCUCCUGAGGGGCAGGAAGUGCGGAAGGGGCAGCAGAGGGGGCGGCAGUGGUGAUCUGGGCGCGUCUCUGAUCUCCCUGCCCUUCCCCAACCCCAAAGCCUCUGAUCCGGCUCCUGUCGUGUUCUUCCACGUGUGUGUGGGAGUGCGGUCGCCCCGAGGCAUCACCUCAGUCACUCGUGUUCCCAGGAGAUUCUCCGACUUCAUCAAUCUCUACAGCAUGCUUCUGCGCUCCUUUGAUCGUCGCCGACUCCCCGCCCCUCCUCCCAAGCUGCCACUGCAAAGAAUCUCCACCGACAGCCACCGUCUGGAGCAGCGGCGCCGUGCUCUAGAUGUGUGGCUGCAGCAGCUGCUGGAUGAUGUGGAGGUGUCCCGCUCUCGCCCCAUGGCGGCCUUCCUCGAGCUGGAAAGGGUCGCGAGAGCAGCAGCAGCAGCUCCACCCCCCACCCGCCCUCCCCCCCAGCGCCUGUUGCACCUUUCAAACGCUCCCCACCCUUUUUCCCCUGUUCCCCCUCUGCCUCAACCGCAGCAGCAGCAGCAGCAGCAGCAGGAGGAGGAGGAGGAGGAGGAGGAGGAGGAGGAGGAGGAGGAGGAGGAGGAGGAGGAGGAGGAGGAGGAGGAGGAGGAGGAGGUCAAGAAGGAGGAGAAGGAGGAAGAGUGGGAGUGGGAGGCUUAA
This is a messenger RNA of Closterium sp. Naga37s-1, 831 nucleotides long. NCBI's taxonomy places the organism in Eukaryota, Viridiplantae, Streptophyta, Zygnematophyceae, Desmidiales, Closteriaceae. The record is from the annotation of a GenBank genome assembly.